AUGGGCUUUACAUUGUUCCACCAGGGCUGCCCAACUAGCCAUACCCAGAAAUUUUUACCAACAAUGGCGGUUGCAUUCCAUGGUCUCAACACACCAGCUGGUCUCAAGAAACUCGAUGAGUACCUUAUCACUCGCAGUUACAUCACCGGAUACCAAGCUUCUAAGGACGAUAUUACCGUCUACUCGGCAAUUCCCGGUGCCCCAUCAUCUGAUUUGGUCAACGUCACUAGAUGGUUCAAGCACAUCGAUGCACUUUUGAGGAUUUCUGGUGUUACUGGAGAAGGAUCUGGAGUUACUAUUGAGGGAUUUGCUCCUGUUGCUGAAGCAGUUGCAACUCCUCCUACGGGAGACACUAAGGCUGCUGCCGCUGCUGAUGACGAAGAUGACGACGACGUGGAUCUGUUUGGUGAGGAGACCGAAGAGGAAAAGAAGGCUGCAGAAGAGCGUGCAGCUUCUGUUAAGGCAUCUUCUAAAAAGAAAGAGUCUGGUAAGUCUUCUGUUCUGAUGGAUGUUAAGCCAUGGGAUGAUGAGACUGACAUGAAAAAGCUCGAGGAAGCAGUAAGAGGCGUUGAGAUGGAAGGACUAUUCUGGGGAGCAUGUAAGUAUUACAUAGCUUUUCUGUUUAGCGCUUUGUGCCUCCUGGUUGCUCUAUUGUCAUUACAAGGAAGUCUUAGCUUAGCGGAGGCGAAAGAAAGGACUAAGUUGAUGUUUCUUUCCAAGCUUGUUGCAGUUGGGUAUGGUAUUAAGAAAUUGCAGAUCAUGCUUACCAUUGUGGAUGACCUAGUGUCUGUUGAUACUCUCAUUGAAGAACGAUUGACUGUGGAGCCAAUCAAUGAAUAUGUCCAGAGUUGUGACAUCGUUGCCUUCAACAAGAUCUAAACAGAGGGGGUGAAUGACAACUGGCACUGAGCAUUUUGGAAGGUUUCCAAGUGGCGAAUGUGUUCCUCCUCCCAUAUGAUUAUUCCUUUUUCAUGUUUAUGAGAUGUGAAUUGCGGUUUAAUCGAACUUUAGUCAGUUUGCCUUGCAACAUGUACUCUUUUGUUCAAUCAUAUGGUUUGAAUUUUGGAAAGCUAGAAUAAUUAUAUGUAGUGGUUGUGGCGUGGAUUGGUUUUCUUUUAGUCGGUUUGGUGGUCUAUUACAGUAAUAAUUAAAAUUAAUUCCCAGAAUACGUCACUUUUA
Molecule: messenger RNA, 1179 nt
Organism: Linum tenue
Lineage: Eukaryota; Viridiplantae; Streptophyta; Magnoliopsida; Malpighiales; Linaceae
Source: the annotation of a GenBank genome assembly